AAGUCACACACUGAAUGAAAAUGGCAGGCAUUGCGAAAUCGUCAGAAGGGUGGCACUGGACCCCGAGCGGUGGACUCGUUGCUGGCAUUCCGUCAAAGGGAGUGAUACAGCCAUCACAAAAUAUCAAGCAAUCGGAUGCCGUCUUCGACGUGAUAGUCAUUGGCGCAGGCUACACUGGCCUGACUGCCACAAGAGACUUGACUACUUCAGGCGUUAAGACACUACUUCUCGAAGGUCGAGACCGUAUCGGUGGACGGACGUGGUCGUCCAAUAUCGAUGGGUAUCCCUAUGAAAUGGGGGGUACAUGGGUGCAUUGGUUCCAGCCGCAUGUGUAUCGAGAACUGUCAAGAUAUGGCAUGAUCAAUGAGCUGGUCCAUUCGACCGAUUUCACCAAAAAGCACAACUACUUCAGCUUCGCAACACGCUCUGGUCGCAGGACUAUGAGCCAUGAGGAAGAGGAUGAGAUGUUUUCUCGAGCGAUGCAGAAGUUCGUCAACGUUGAUGGCAAUUUUGGCAAAACGGUCAUGCCAUUCCCUUUCGACGCAUAUUGGAAUAAGAACGUACUGAAAUAUGCCAACUUGUCGGUCGCUGAUCGCAUUGCCCAGAUCAGGCAUGACCUGUCUGAGGACGAACGCCAUGCCAUCGAGUCUUUCGUUCUGCUGUGCAGUGGCGGCACAGCUCAGAAUUCGGCGUUCCUGGAUUUUCUUCGUUGGUGGGCAGCUGGAAACUAUGACUAUAGGACAUUGUUGGACACUAUCAUUGUCUUCAAGUUGAAGUGUGGUCAAUCGGAGUUUGCCCGUCGGUUCUUCAACGAAGCGCUUGCAACGAGUAAUCUUGCAUAUUCAUUUAACACCGUCAUAUCGCGAGUCGAUUCGACAAACAAUACCGUCCGCGUGACCACACGCGACGGUCGAGCAUUUCAGGCCAAGCGCGUGAUCUGCACAGCUCCGUUGAACGUGCUGAGCAAGAUCGCCUUCAAUCCGCCGCUGCUUGCAGAGAAAACGGAGGCGUCCAAAUUAAAGCAUGUGAACCAGUGCGUCAAAGUCCACGCAGAGAUCAAAGACCCCGAGAUGCGGUCGUGGAGUGGCGUAACAUACCCGGACAACAAGCUGGUAAUUGGCCUCGCAGAUGGAAAGACGCCCGCUGGCUAUACUCAUUGCGUCUUCUUCGGCUGUGAUGCCAACCAUAUUCACGCCGAAGAAAACAUCGAUGAAACUUUGAAAGCUGUAAAAAAAUUUGCACCCAUGGAUGUGAACCGAUUGGUCUUCCACAAUUGGUCCAAGGAUGAAUUUGCAGAGGGCGCAUGGUGAGUCUUCCUUUGUCAAAUUGCAGGGUUCAUCUUGCUAAUCACUUACAGGGUGUGGUACCGACCAGGGAUGGAAGUAAAGUAUCUCGAAGCCCUGCGCAGGAGGCAAGGUGCUGUACUGUUCGCCAACUCAGACUGGGCUGCCGGCGGCUGGAGGAGUUUCAUUGAUGGAGCAAUUCAAUCAGGUACGGAAGCCGCUCUGACGGUUCGAGGCGAAUUGCGGGGAGAGUCUCGUGCAAGCCACUUGUGAGCAGGGCCAGGGUCUGCAAUUCUAGCAAAUCGAGCGUAUAGUUGGGUAGCAUAGAGCUCCAAUUCAUUUCAAUCCA
Exophiala oligosperma is the source of this 1632-nucleotide messenger RNA. RefSeq lists its product as hypothetical. Gene Ontology annotation, molecular function: oxidoreductase activity. Bases 15 to 1310 code for a protein of 431 amino acids. The transcript is spliced from 4 exons. NCBI's taxonomy places the organism in Eukaryota, Fungi, Ascomycota, Eurotiomycetes, Chaetothyriales, Herpotrichiellaceae. The record is from RefSeq and is a predicted model, not a curated record.